Messenger RNA from Cryptococcus amylolentus CBS 6039, 1278 nucleotides. RefSeq lists its product as hypothetical. Lineage: Eukaryota; Fungi; Basidiomycota; Tremellomycetes; Tremellales; Cryptococcaceae. The transcript is spliced from 9 exons. Gene Ontology annotation, biological process: N-acylphosphatidylethanolamine metabolic process; N-acylethanolamine metabolic process. Gene Ontology annotation, cellular component: membrane-bounded organelle; cytoplasm. The coding region runs from base 13 to 1278 and encodes 421 amino acids. Gene Ontology annotation, molecular function: N-acylphosphatidylethanolamine-specific phospholipase D activity; zinc ion binding. The record is from RefSeq and is a predicted model, not a curated record.
UAGUACCACAGCAUGGUACAGAUCACAGUCCACCCCUCCCCCGACAGCACAGGCACGAGGACAAGGGGAGCGCACUGGUCCAACGACCACGGCACAAAAUUCCACAACCCCUGGGAGUCGGACAGUUACCCCACGUUGUGGCCGAUUCUGAAGACUAUCUACCUCAUGGCAACGACAAAAGACCCAACCCGCGCACAGGCCAAGACCCUCAUCCCACACAUUUCCAACCCCGAUUUCGGCAAGUCGCUCAACCAGAACGAGCUGAAAGCGACGUGGCUCGGGCACGCUUCGGUGCUUGUCGAGUUCCCCACUGCUCCCUCGACCUCGAGCUCCUCUGGUCCCACCGCUCCGGCCGGCGUGAAAGGUGCUCAAGCGCAAGAUAUUGAAGGAGGAGUGGGGACAGUAGGUCUCGGGGAAGGAGGCAAAAGAGGCGUGAGGGUGUUGUUUGACCCGGUGUUGGGGGAAGGUAUGGCAUUCUGGGGACUCGGCCCGAAACGUGAUAGUUCAUCCCCAUGCAAAAUUCCCUCCCUCCCGCAGAUCGACAUCAUAGCCAUCUCGCACAACCACUACGACCACCUCGACCUGCCCACCCUCUCCUCCGUCCUCGCUUCGCAAAAGGAACAGUAUGGCUCGGAGCCGGUGCUGUUUUUGCCGUUGAAUAACCGGCAUGUGGUCGCGGAUUUGGGGCUGGGGGGAGAGGGGAGGGUUAUAGAGCUGGAUUGGUGGGAGGGGAGGAGGGUCGUCGUUGAUGGUGUCGGUGAGGUGGAGAUGACUUGUACCCCAUGCCAACACACCUCCUCUCGAUAUCUCUGGGACAAGGAUAACUCACUUUGGUCGUCUUGGGUCGCAAAGGAUGUCAGGCCCGGUGUGACGAAUCCCACUUCCGUAUUCUUCGGCGGCGAUACCGGCUACUGCUCCCUCCCCUCCCACUCCCACCACUCCGCACACCUCCCCCCACCGCCUUCCCUCUCAUACUGCCCCGCCUUCAAAGACAUCGGCACCAAACUCGGCCCUUUCACCCUGGGCCUGAUCCCUAUUGGGGCGUAUUUCCCGAGGAUGAGCAUGUCGGGGAUGCAUGCUUCGCCGGGGGAUAGUGUGAGGAUCUUUAAAGAUACCAAAUGUAAACAAGCCCUAGGCAUUCACUGGGGUACGUUCCGCAUGACCGUCGAACCACUCACCGAGCCGCCCGAGAUGCUUGCUGCUGCUGUACGCGAGGCGGGGUUGGAGGAGGGGGUGUUUGGGUUUUGUGCGAUUGGGGAGACGAGGGGGUAUUCUUAG